Hyaena hyaena (striped hyena) is the source of this 855-nucleotide messenger RNA. Its product is annotated as proteoglycan 3-like. The transcript has 6 exons. NCBI's taxonomy places the organism in Eukaryota, Metazoa, Chordata, Mammalia, Carnivora, Hyaenidae. Bases 127 to 804 code for a protein of 225 amino acids. Gene Ontology annotation, biological process: immune response. The record is from RefSeq and is a predicted model, not a curated record.
CUGGGAUCCAGCAGCUCGGAGCACUGAGAGUGGAGGCCUCAGACUCCUGGAGGAGCUGUGCAGACACACAGGAUACCCACAAGGAAGGGAGUUGGUGCUGUGUCCCUGUCCCAAGCCCGAGUGGAUAUGAAAGGCCCGCUGCUUCUGCUCCUUCUCCUGCUGGGGACAGUUGCUGCUUUCCAUCUGGAGAAUUAUGCCCACAGUCUGGACAGCCGAGAGACACAAGUAGACCUGAGUCAGAGUCUGGAAAGUUCAGGGGAGCAGGGAGGAGACCUGGCUCUCACUGAUGACGUGAUUCAGUCAGAGGGAGAAAAGGCCAAGCCUUCCGGCUCUCAGGUCACAUCUGAGCAUGAAGAGGCCAUGGAUUCGAACCUGGUUACUCCAGACAAGGAUUUUCGAUGCCCAAAGGAAGAGGACAUAAUUCCAAUUCCAAGCAGUCCUGGGUACAAGACAUGCAACUUCCUGAUGGUACGGCAGGCCGAGCAAUUUCAAUGUGCUCAGAGUAUCUGCAAUAGGUGCUACCAAGGCAACCUCGUCUCCAUACACAACUACAACUUAGAUUAUCGCAUCCUGUCCUCAGCCAGAGGGUACAGUGAAGACGAAGUCUGGAUUGGAGGCAUCUAUCAGGGCUGGUUCACAAGCGGGAACUUUCGCUGGACUGAUGGGAGCAGCUGGAAUUUUGGAUACUGGGCCGCAGGGCAGCCUGCGCAAGGGAGCGGUGACUGUGUCUCCCUAUGCACCACAGGUGGACAAUGGCAGCGGACUUCCUGCCAAAGGCGUCUGCCCUUUGUCUGCUCCUUCUAAGCCCAUGGCGCCGCGGAGCCCCAGCCUCGGAGCCCCCAGCCUUUGCACCCC